Molecule: messenger RNA, 2641 nt
Organism: Xenia sp. Carnegie-2017
Lineage: Eukaryota; Metazoa; Cnidaria; Anthozoa; Malacalcyonacea; Xeniidae
Product: anaphase-promoting complex subunit 5-like
Exons: 20
Coding region: 242-2464 (740 amino acids)
Biological process (GO): anaphase-promoting complex-dependent catabolic process; protein K11-linked ubiquitination; positive regulation of mitotic metaphase/anaphase transition
Cellular component (GO): anaphase-promoting complex
Molecular function (GO): protein binding
Source: RefSeq, a predicted model, not a curated record
CCAUGCGCUGUGUAAAAAGAUUUCUUACAUACAUAAUUUCUAUUAAAUUCUUGAAAAAUAAGAGCUUUUUUAAACGAAACAUUUCAACAAAGUUCGUGCCAAGAAAAUUGAAUUUUCAACUAUAAUAAAAGUAAAUCUAUUUACAAACGGAAAGCUACGGAAUUUGCCAUAAACCCGCGCGUUUUAAAUUUCCAUCGACGACGAUAAUGGUCCUUUCUAUGGUGGUACUAUCGGAGUUGACAUGAAUAUGUUUUCGAAAAAAUUGCAUUCCUCCAAAGACUGCAUUACGCCACAUAAGAUAAGUCUUCUUGUCUUAAUUUGUGAAUUAUGUGACAAAAGUGAGGAGAACAUCACCCCAUUUAGGAAGCAUCGACGGCCUCUGAUGAUUGUGGUUUUAAAUUUCAUGCAGGCUAACGAUAUUGAGUUUAUCGAAUUGCGAAGAAAGCUAGAUGAAAUUGACGGACAACGUGGACAUCUUUCUGGUUUACUGUGUGACAGGUUGAAUGGCAUUAGUGAGGGAGAAUCUAGUUUAUGUGAUUUCUUUCUACAAAAUUUGGAAUAUCUCCUAAAUGUUGAAGAAGAAAUAGUUUUGACAAGGACAAGUUUUUUUGGUCUCUUUGUUAGAAAAAUGGUACUUCUUUUCAAUAAGAUGUCAUUUGGUCAAGUGCUUCAUUUAAAUGAUCUUUUAAAGACUUACUUACAUUCAGACCAUGGUAAUGACAAAAUGAAUGCUGUUCAAUAUAGUGAUGUAGCAAAAAGAAUGCCAAUAUCCAGAAAACAAGGUGAAAUAUUUUUAGCAAAACAAGCUGUUUUACUUAAUUCUGGUGAUAACACUGCAGAAAAUGCAAAAGAAUUACAAGAGCAGAUUAACAACAUUUUAUGUGUUGCUCCAGACCUUGCUGAAGCGCAUUUUGUUCAGUAUUUAAACUGUAUCAGGGUUGGUGAGCUUAAGCAGGCAGUCGAUUACCUUUAUCAUUAUUUUGAUCGCAAACAAUUUGAGGAAAGCCAGUCUGGAGUUGAGACAGAAGAUGCAAAAAAAGUGCGAUGCAAGCGAUUUUGUUAUGCAGCCCUGAAUCUUGCUGUUUUACAUACACACUUUGGUCAUAGGAGACAGGCAUUGACAGUUCUUGAAGAAUCAAUCAAGAUUGCGCAAGAGGCAAACGAUCACGUUUGUCUGGUACAUGGACUGAAAUUGCUUCAUAAACUAAAAGGAGAAAGGGAUGCACAGGGAAAAUAUAUGCUUGAAAGAAUUUGUGCACGAACAUCAGAACUAAAACUACAGUCACUGGAAUCUCUCAGCAUGUUAAUGAAGACUAAUCAAAUGGUUUUUGAUGGAGAUUUGCCAUCCAGAGUGUUUGGUGUAUUUGAUAAAUUGAACUUUUUUAAUUUGGAAAAAUCGCUGUUUGAUCUUUCUGUGUCAAGUGAUUUGCAACAAAGCUCUUGCUUUCACUUCUACGGUCAGAGUCUAUUGGCUGCAGUCUACAGUCAGCUUCCUCUGAUUCGAUGGAAGCCAUCAUAUGAUCUCGGACCAGAAAACUCAACAGGAGUUUAUAAUGCAGACGCAAAACCUAAAUCACUUUGUUUUUUAGCUAACCAUUUACAGAAAAAGGGAAAUUUUGUCGCUGCGAUGAAAAUAUUAGAUUUAGCGGAGAGAUAUAAUCCUGCAAACGGUAAAUUCGCUCAGAUAUGGCAAGCAGAAAGAGCAAGAAUUAUGUUUGACCAAGCUUUAUUGAUGGAAGAUUGGCAGACAGCUUCCAAAUCUGUUGAAAAUCUAAAAGUUUUUGACACAUUUGAUUCUGAAUUACGUAAAGCAAAAUUUUUGACACAGCGCAAGCAAUUUGAUUGUGCGCAUGAGACGCUGCAAAGAUUAAUGAAAUACUUAGGGGGAAAGUGUGACAUGAAAACGGACGAAAAUUAUGUUGAGGAAAUGAGAGCGAACAUUCACAUUGCUAUGGCUGAACUCUACAUUGCAACUGAAAAUUACACAUCUUCUAUCGGUCAUUUACUCAAAUGUAAAACCAUCUGUGACAAAUAUCACGUUGAAAAUAUAUCAAUAACAGCAAGUCUUUGUCUGGCUGAGACACAGUUUCGUUUGGAUUUACCUGACCGAGCAAUGGGCUAUCUUAGACAGGCUAUGAUCAAUGCAUUAAGCAAUGGCAGUGUGUUUACUGUGUGUUGUUUAAAGAUCCUCGCGUGUCGUUGUGAACUACAAAAAAGCAAAAAUGAAAGUAAAGAAAAUAGGAGAAAAGUUUUAUUGUCGGUGGCACCUACUUUGGAUGUUGUCUUGAAGAAUCUGAAAACUAUUCACGCUAUAACAAAGCUACGUGACGUUCUCAUUUUACAGGCUUUUGUUUACAAUGAAUUGGGCUAUCUCGAGAAAAGAAAUAAAUACUCUAUCGACUAUCGUUUAUUAUCUACGACUGAUGAUAAAAUAGUGAAGAGGAAAGUUCAUAUGUUACUUUGAUCUAGAGUCUAUUUAUAGUUAUGGAAAAACAAUACAAACUUUGCCCUUCAGCCUUUAAAUAUCUUUAGAUGUCAAGAGAUAUAUGAUACAGAAAAAAAUAAUUGUCAAAUAUUGAUAGCUAUUCGAUACGACGUAAGUGACGCUAUUGUUAAUUGUAAAAUGAAUUUUUUCAAUUGA